GUAUGACCAAUCCCCCCUACAUCCAAGAGCACAAGGAGGCGAUGGCUGAGAUACUGGUGCACCCUCGGGUGUACCGUUUCCUGCACAUUCCCAUCCAGGCCGCGAAUGACCGCGUACUGGAAGUGAUGAACAGGGAAUACACAUGCGCUGACUUUGAG
Messenger RNA from Sphaeroforma arctica JP610, 158 nucleotides. RefSeq lists its product as hypothetical. Gene Ontology annotation, molecular function: tRNA (N(6)-L-threonylcarbamoyladenosine(37)-C(2))-methylthiotransferase activity. The record is from RefSeq and is a predicted model, not a curated record. Gene Ontology annotation, biological process: tRNA methylthiolation. NCBI's taxonomy places the organism in Eukaryota, Ichthyosporea, Ichthyophonida. The transcript has a single exon. The annotation marks the transcript as partial. Gene Ontology annotation, cellular component: endoplasmic reticulum.